Syngnathus acus (greater pipefish) is the source of this 902-nucleotide messenger RNA. It is a transcript of the gene tbx3b, whose product is annotated as T-box transcription factor 3b. Gene Ontology annotation, cellular component: nucleus. NCBI's taxonomy places the organism in Eukaryota, Metazoa, Chordata, Actinopteri, Syngnathiformes, Syngnathidae. Gene Ontology annotation, molecular function: RNA polymerase II cis-regulatory region sequence-specific DNA binding; DNA-binding transcription factor activity, RNA polymerase II-specific. The coding region runs from base 165 to 902 and encodes 245 amino acids. The transcript is spliced from 5 exons. The record is from RefSeq and is a predicted model, not a curated record. Gene Ontology annotation, biological process: cell fate specification; heart looping; cardiac chamber development.
UGAGACCAUGCAAAAUCUCGAAACUGCAGCACCUUACCGGAGAUUUCCGAGCGGAUCGUCGCUGUUCCCCGCCGUCGUAUAGAAUAAUCGGAACCUACUCCAGCUGAUGAAGUGAUUCAAGCGCAGUUCACCACCACGCCAGAUUUCUGCACAGGCCUCGCGAAAUGGAGACGGGAGCGGAGACAGAAGACGUGCCCAAAUUACAUUUGGAGGCCAGCGAACUUUGGAGACAGUUCCAUCAAUGUUGCACUGAAAUGGUCAUCACAAAAUCUGGAAGGCGCAUGUUCCCACCUUUACGGUUAAGAUGCACUGGUAUGGAAACAAAAACUAAAUACAUCCUAAUGAUGGACGUCGUGGCGGCGGAUGAACGCAGAUAUAAAUUUCAUCAUUCCCGCUGGAUGGUGGCGGGGAAGGCGGAUCCAGAGUUGCCCAAGCGCGUGUACAUUCACCCGGACAGCCCUGCCGCAGGCGAGCAGUGGAUGUCCAAAGUGGUCACGUUCCACAAAGUGAAACUUACUAACAAUAAAUCUGACACGCAUGGAUUUACCAUCCUCAACUCGAUGCACAAAUAUCAACCAAGAUUUCACAUCGUAGAGGCAAACAAUAUCCUGAAGCUGUCUUGCAGCAGCACCUUUCAUACUUACAUCUUCCCUGAGACAGAGUUCAUUGCAGUUACAGCUUAUCAGAAUGACAAGAUCACUCAGCUGAAAAUAGACAACAAUCCUUUCGCAAAGGGAUUUCGCGACACAGGAAAUGGUAAAAGAGAAAAGAGGCAGUUCAUCAUCAGCCCAUUACCCGGUCCCACCAGUGCAGCCCAGAAUGGACCUUCCCCACUCAAGUAUGACAAACUGGGACUAUUUUUCUUCUCCAAUAACAUGGCCACCUAUUCCGCCUGUGGCUGA